This is a messenger RNA of Nylanderia fulva, 1694 nucleotides long. RefSeq names its product pyridoxal phosphate phosphatase PHOSPHO2. NCBI's taxonomy places the organism in Eukaryota, Metazoa, Arthropoda, Insecta, Hymenoptera, Formicidae. The record is from RefSeq and is a predicted model, not a curated record. Gene Ontology annotation, molecular function: phosphatase activity.
AUUUUUACAUCAUUCCAGCGUUUUGACGUUUCUUUGACAUUUCUCGACCACGUGUCUCAGAUUCGCGAAAGAGAGCCGGUUUAGAGGCGACGUUGAUUAGUGGCCACAAUAACAAUCGACUACGUUGAUUUCUGGCCAAGUGACAUUUUCACGCAAUCGCGUUGAUUAUUUCGGGAUCACAAUACAAUGUCGCGUUACGAUUAGGUACAUAAAUAGCUGGCUCUUCGGAAUCUAUUUAAGUGCAACCACCCCCGAAUCUCGAUCAUUUCUCCUUUCCAAGAGCAAGGAGACGAGAUGACAGUGGAGAAAGAGAUAAAAUAGAGAAGAAAAGGAACAGAACACCAGGAACGAAGAGAGAAGACAUCACAGCAGGAAUGCAUUUGAACGUCAGAUAAACACAUAGCAACAGAAAAACAAGUCAAAGCAAACAAUUAUUUGAAGCAUAUCAAUCUAUCUUGUAAGCUGCAUCAGAAGAGAUGGACAAAUUAUGUGCCUGAAAAUUUUGAUACAGUAACGUCAAGCAAGAAAGACCAAUUUGAGCUUAAGUCUUCUACACAAGUAUUAUACGCAAAACAACAAUGCAUCGUGGCGUGCUGGCAGCAUUCGACUUCGACCACACCGUCUGCGACGACAACACCGACGUGGUAGCGCGGAAGCUGCUGCCGGACGAGAGGAUCCCCGAGGACGUGAAGGGGCUGUACAAGUCCAGCGGUUGGAUCGUUUACAUGGGCAGGAUCAUGGAACUCCUCCACGAGAACGGCAUUGACAUUCAGCAGAUCGAGGAUGCCAUCGUCAGGAUACCCGGAGUCGCGGGCAUCGAGGAGCUCCUUCUCGCCCUACACGCCAACGGUCACGAGAUCAUCAUCAUCAGCGACUCCAACAGCGUGUUCAUCGAUCGUUGGCUGAGAAGCAGGAGACUCGAGCACGUCGUUUCGCGGAUCUUUACGAAUCCGGCUUACUACGACGACACGGGCAGAAUGAGGGUAGACAUGUAUCACACCCAGCACACUUGUCGUCUGAGCACCGUCAACCUCUGCAAAGGACAGAUCUUGAUGGACUACAUCGACGAGAGGCGUGAGCAGGGCAGGCGCUACGAGAGGAUUGUCUACGUUGGCGAUGGCAAGAAUGACCUCUGUCCGAUCCUCCGUCUCUCGCAGACCGACCUGGCCUGUCCGCGGAAGGGUUACGCCCUCGUGGAGACGUUGAGCAAGUUGCCCCGUGACUCGACGACGAAGGCGAGGGUCGUCCAGUGGGAUGACGGUAGGGAUUUGCGGCAUAACUUGGAACAGAUCCUGAAGUUUCGUUAGAGCUUCUCGUUCGAGCGUGAUAUCCCAGGUAGCAAAACGUACGUUUAAUUGCGUCGAAUGACGGCAUUUUUAUGUUGAAUGACGUCAGUUUGCUACUUGGGACUGCAUGAUUAGAUUCGUCGCUAAUCAAACUAAAAUCGAGAGAGCUAGAUGUAGUUGAUAGGUGAUGAUUGACUAACUGUAUAUACAUAUAUGUAGAUACUCGCUAGUUUCUAUUUUGUAUUUAUACUCGUUGUGGGAGGAUUCGCCUGAAUAAGUAUCUCGCUUUUCGCUGAAGAUAUUAAAUAACGAAUCCCUCAUCCUCUAUUCUCUCUUCAUCCGCUGUGUUUAUUCCAUGAUUACAUAUUGUAAGGCUGAAGAUAUACGUAACAGGAAUAUGUUUAAUUA